CUCUCUCUAUCAGCCUCUCACUCAGUCUCAAUAUGUCUCAAGAUGGCGGCCAAUGCGGGAUCGAUGUUUCAAUAUUGGAAGCGCUUAGAUUUACAGCAGCUGCAGAGAGAACUGAAUGCCACAGCCACAGCCCUGGCCAACAGACAAGAUGAGAGCGAGCAGUCCAGGAAAAAGCUCAUCGACCAGAGCCGCGAGUUCAAGAAAAACACACCAGAGGAUCUGCGAAAGCAGGUAGCUCCAUUGCUAAAGGGCUUCCAAGCAGAGAUCGACGCAGUGAGUAAAAGAAGUAAGGAGUCAGAGGCUGCCUUCCUAAACGUGUACAAGAGAUUCAUCGAUGUCCCAGACCCUGUGUCGGCCCUGGAGGCUGCCCAGCAGCUACAGCUGAAGGUCCAGAGGAUGCACGACAUCGAAACGGAGAACCAGAAGCUCCGCGAGACGCUGGAGGGCUACACCCAGGAGAUCGCUGAGGUCAAGAACCACGAGGUCACAAUUAAAGCACUUAAGGAGAAGAUAGAGGAGUAUGAAGAGACCCUGAAGAAACAGGCCAAGGAGCUGGGCCAGGAGGAGAGGAGAGAGAGAGAGGAGGAGGAGGGGCAGCUUCACAACGACCAUGCAGAGAAGGAGAGUCAACAACAGGAGAACCAGGAGUCUGUGGUGUCAAAGCUGGAGGUGGCAAACCGUAAGGCCCAGUCCCUACAGACAGCACUUGAAGCAACUCAGGCAGAGCUUUUGGAACUGAAGAGCAAGUAUGACGAAGAGUCGACAGCAAAGGGCGAUGAGAUUGAAGUGGUGAUGUCAGACCUGAAGAGAGCCAAUCAGAGAGCUGAGGUAGCGGAGAGAGAAGCAGAGGCUCUUCGGGAACAGCUGUCGUCCGCCAACAAGUCCCUCCAGCUUGCCACACAGAUCCAAAAGGCCCCUGACAUGGAGCAGGCCCUGGAGGUUCUGUCGCGCUCCAGUCUGGAGGUGGAGCUGAGCGCCAAGGAGCGGGAGGUGCUGCAGCUGGCCGAGGACGUGCAGAGACUGCAGGCUAGCUUGGCCAACAUCCGGGAGAAUUCUGCCUCGCAGAUAAGCCAGCUGGAGCAGCAGCUCAGCACCAAGGAGAGCUUACUCAAGCAACUGGAGGAGAAACUGCGAGAGCAGGCAGACUACGAAGCCAUCAAGAAAGAGCUCAGUAUCCUAAAGUCAAUGGAGUUUGGCUCUUCAAACUUCUCCUCAGCACAGGACUCUAAGAAGCCUCUGGAGUUGUUGUUGAAGAGUCGCGGCCUGCAGUCUGAGAGCGCCUCCCUGCGCCUAAACAGCAGUGAACUGAGUGGUGUGAGGGAGCGAAAGGUCAAAGACUCAUCAGAGGGUCAACAGCGUCUUCCUGCCACGCCCAUGGGGACCAACUUGCAGGGCUCCCCUCCCCCUCCCUCCUCUCAACUCCUCUUGCGCACUGGCUCAGGUGGUUCCUCCGACACCACCCCUGUCACCACCGCCAAUGGCACGCACCACUUCUCGCCCACGGGCGGCGGGCUGGGUGGGCAGGACUUCUUCAGCCCCUCCUCGCUGGUGUCGGCAGGCACCGCUUUCCCCCUGGCGGGCAAAGUGUCGCUCAAUUCCCUGCUGCAGCGCCAGCUCAUGCAGACCUUCUACUCCAAAGCCCUGCAGGACUCAGUGUCUGGCCAGGCCCUGCUCUUCUCCCCCGCCCACUACCCAACUCCUAACUCCCUCUCAGCCAGCCCUCUGCCACCCCAUCAGUCUUUGCAGUCGCAAUCCCAGCACCCGUCGGCGGGCAGCCCAGACGUUAAUGGCCUAGCCCCCUCGCCCAGCCAGUCAGAGGGUGCAGGGAGUGUCUCGGAAGGUGAAGACAUGGACACGUCUGAGAUAGCGCGUCAGGUCAAGGAGCAGCUGAUCAAGCACAACAUUGGGCAGAGGAUCUUCGGCCACUACGUGCUGGGGUUGUCCCAGGGCUCGGUCAGUGAGAUACUGGCUAGGCCCAAGCCCUGGAGCAAGCUGACCAUCAGGGGCAAGGAGCCCUUCCACAAGAUGAGGCAGUUCCUAUCUGACGAGCAGAACAUCUUGGCACUGCGCAGCAUCCAGGGGAGGCAGAGAGAGAACCCAGGCCAGAACCUGAACAGAGUGUUUCAGGAGGUUCCGAAGCGAAGAACCGGCUCCGAAGGCUCCUCGAGGGCAGGUAACAUCACCACGCGGAUCCGUACUCCGGAGAGUGGGUCAGACGAGGCCAUCAAGUCCAUCCUGGAGCAGGCCAAGAGAGAGCUGCAGGUCCAGAAGGCUGAUGGGGUGGACAACAGACAGCGACGACAGACAGGUUACCCCCGAGGCAUGGGCAACUAUUUCGCAAAAUAUGCACAAAGUCUCAGACUCGUCUCUCUCCCUGCAGUGGACUUGUCUCAGACCCCUCCCUCGUCCAGCAUUGGUGGUGGUGGUGGUGGUGGUGGUGGUGGUGGUAGUAUCGGCUCAGGUGGAUCCUCCAGCUCAGACGAGACCAUCCGCUCCAUCCUAGAGCAGGCAAGGAGGGAGAUGGAGGCCCAGCAGGCCGCCCUGGAGCCCAUCCUCAAGCCGUCCUCCAUGGGCCCCUCUGACCUGGCCCUGCUUUCUCCCAAAGUCCUGGACGCUUCCACUCUCCGGGCCUCCUACUCACCCCUGGCCCUCUCCCUCAAGAAGCCCUCCAUCCCCCCAUCCUCCUCGCCCUCCUCCCUCCUGGACUUCCACUCUGCCAUGGUGAAGGAGGCAGGAGAGGUGGUGGUGGGAGAAGGCGGGGUAGGAGGAGGGUCUCUAAUGGACGGAGGGACCAAGCAGGGGCGGGGCUCCUGGAGGGACCAAUGGUGGAAUAGUAUGCACCCCGGAGGGCGGGGAGUCACGUCUAGCAUGAACGACGACACGCGGAGUCAGGAGGACAGUAAGGAGAAGCCUCCCCGGCUAGCCGGCUCGUCCUCGGCGCUGGCCCCCUUCUCCUCCGUCUCCAUCUCCUCCCCGGACUGCUGGAAGGACUGGCCCCGGGCCGAGUCCCCAUACUCCCAGGCCGGCUCCGAGCCCGGCGGAGGCACCAACACCCAGGGGCCCAGCCGCGCUGACACCCCCCAGAGCAGCCCCUCUCCCCUGCCCCUGUCCUUGAGCCUGGGGUCCCUGGGUUCCCUGUUGACCCCCGCAGCCAAACCAGUCAAGCCGGUGGUGGCGCCGCUCACGCCUGAGCAGUACGAGGUCUACAUGUACCAGGAGGUGGACACGGCCGAGCUCACCCAGCAGGUCAAGGACAAGCUGGCCAAGAACGGCAUCUGCCAGCGCAUCUUUGGAGAGAAGGUGCUGGGCCUGUCUCAGGGUAGUGUUAGCGACAUGCUGUCCAGGCCCAAGCCCUGGAGUAAGCUGACCCAGAAGGGCCGGGAGCCCUUUAUCCGUAUGCAGCUAUGGCUCAAUGGAGAGCUGGGCCAGAACGUCCUGCCCUUACAGGGCCAGCCACAAGAGAACACUCCAAAGACCUCAGCCAGCUGCAGCCCAGCACCAGAGUCACCCCUCAGCUCAGCCGAGGAGUCAGUGAAGAGCUUGGGGGAGCAGGUGGGAGGAGAGGGAUGUGGGGGUGGAGGAGGGUUGUCCCAGUUUCCCCUCAGGGAGCCCAGCGAGCCCUCUGAGUCCCAGCCCGGCACACCGCUGCCCGUCCCCGGUCACUCAGGUCUCAGCAUCCAGGAGAUGGUGGCCAUGUCCCCGGAGCUGGACACCUACGUCAUCACCAAGAAGGUCAAGGAAGUGCUGACCGAUAACAACCUCGGUCAGCGUCUGUUUGGGGAGACCAUCUUGGGUCUGACCCAGGGCUCAGUGUCUGACCUGCUGGCGAGGCCCAAGCCCUGGCACAAGCUCAGUCUGAAGGGACGUGAGCCCUUCGUCCGCAUGCAGCUCUGGCUUCAGGAUCCACGCAAUGUGGAGAAACUCAUGGACAUGAAACGCAUGGAGAAGAAAGCCUACAUGAAGCGGCGCCACAGCUCUGUGAGCGAGAGCCAGACUGCGGACAGUGGGGGCUUGUCAGGGGGAGACUUCAGCCAGGGGGGCAGCCCCCAGCACGGCCUCGGCCACCACCUGCACCAGCAACAGCCCCCCCAGCAGCACCUGAAGAAGGCUCGUGUGGUGCUGGCCCCCGAGGAGAAGGAGGCCCUGAAGAGGGCCUAUCAGCAGAAGCCCUACCCCUCGCCCAAGACCAUCGAGGAGCUGGCGUCACAGCUCAACCUCAAGACCAGCACCGUCAUCAACUGGUUCCACAACUAUAGGUCUCGUAUCCGACGGGAGCUGUUCAUUGAGGAAAUCCAGCGAGGUGAGGGCGUUGAGGGUGUCUCCCCGUCCACCAGAGCGGGCAAGGCCAGCGAGGGCGAAAGCUGCGACGGCACCGAGUCAGAUGGCACGGUGGAGGGCACUCGCCCCGGCCACGAGCACCACCCAGCCUCGGAGGGCGAGUGGGGGUCCGACCACAGGGACGAGGGAACCACCUUGGCCACCGGCAGCACCGCCGCAGGUACCAGCGGCCAUCACAUGGGCAGUGCCCUGGACAGCCUGUUCAGCUUCCCCGAGAUCAGCCAUGUUUCCUCUGUGUCCGUGGCUGCUACCGCCGCUGCCCGCAACCCCCGCGAAAACAGCCUGCGCAAGAAGAAAGCCGCCAACCUCAAUAAUAUCAUCCACCGUCUGGAGAAGGCCGCAAGUAAAGACGAGCCCCAUGAGUGGGAGUUCUAAUAUGGUCCCCCUGCUCACGCUACCGGGGAAAGUUCCUAUUUUCCUAGAGCCCUAACUGCACAGUCCCAAGGCCAAGCCUGGAGCAGUACUGCCAGAGAAGAACUGGUGUCUUUUACGAGUUUUCAUAUCAAAGAGGGUUUAGAGAUUUUUUUGAGAAGCGAAACGACAGCAACAACCUGAUUUUCUUUGUAGAUAAAGCACUUAACAGCCCUGCUGGCCAAAGGGCCCCAACUCCACCGGCCAAAGGUGUGAAAGAGACAAAAAACUUGCGCUACUCACAAAGGAGCUCCACUCCACAGGACGAAACUGUCACGAGAAGCAAUUCUGUGUUUUAUUUGUGUGUGUGUGUGUGUGUGUGUGUAUGUGGGUGUGUGUGUGUGUGUUUCCCUUUGAGAGAUUUAUUCGCCACCUCAAAGUUUUUCUAACCUUUUUCGCUCAGUGAAUUCUCACAACAUCUAACAGACUAAAUGUUACAAUCUUUUCUCUGUUUUCUAAGAGGUUCCUCCUAAUAACUCCAUUGCAGCUGUUUGGUAUCUGUAAGGAUCGUCAAACGGAAAGCCAAGCAUUUAAAACAUUUGUGUCUGCAGGAGAGAAGGACCAUGAAGUGAUCCUUUCCCAAGCAACCUUCUUCUCUGUGCCCCAAAAGUUGCCAUGUAAUGGCUUUGGAACUCUUAAUAUGCUAUGGACUCCAUUGAGAAAGGAAUCAACAUUUUUAUAUAAUUAUUUUUCUCCUCUGAGAAAGAAAAAAAGUAUUUAGCAAUUUGGUUGCCACGAAGAGAUUGCACAGUCGGUCGACUCUAAACAAUGCUAGUUUCGAUUCCUAAAUACUUGGGAAGGAUAAAAUGAUAAGUGAACAUACGAUUUAUCAGUUGUUGAAAGGAAUGAUGAAAAAAGAUUCACUUUAAUUCACAUUUUUUCAACGUACAACAUAAAAUGCAACAGUUAUGUAAGGAAAAAUCUGAAACAUUUUGUGGUAGCUGACUUUUAGUGUUCUUUCUCUUGAGUGAUCUAGAAACUUUUUGAUAAGUAGUGCACAUUUCUUUCAUAGCUUUAACUGACUUUCGGAGAUGCCAUUUUGGUGGCACUGGGAGCGUUUGUUUAAUACACUCAAUUUUAGGCCAAAAUCAGGUUUGAGAAUUAAGAAAACAAACAAAAAAAAUAAUGAAAUGUAUACAAGUUAAUGGAGAGAAAAAUAUUUCCGUCUAGAUAUUUUUUAAAACAAAAAGUUACAAACCUGCUUUUUAACCACAAAAACCACACUAUUGAGACCUCAGAACCGGGGCGGGCAGUGGAGCCGAUGGCCGCUGUACUUCACAGGCUGGCCCUAGGACGGGGAGGCUUGCGUUUCAUUGGGUGAAAAAGCCAGGAGAUGCACAGCUCACUUUACUGUAUAUUCCAAGGUUCAGGCUCUUUUGCUCUCAACUCUUUACCUAUGGUUGUAUGUAUAUAUGUACAUUGUCAAAACAAAAGACAGAAAAAGAAAGACAAGAAACCCCCGUUCCUGUUGCAUGCGGUGCGCUGAGUCGGUGGAAGAGAUUGACUCUCCUCUGCUUGUGUAUUCCCAUACCGACGAGCUACAGGACUGAUCUAGUCAUGGUCGACCUGUCAUACGUCCCUCCUUUAAACCCCUCUGAGAAAUAUGCUCCACAGGCUGUCAUGUUGGUUUGCUCAGAGGUCAAGAGGCCAAAUGUACCCGUACUUAGUAGAGAUAUUUCAAGGUACAUUUUUACUUAUUCAAUAACCAAUACCAAAAGUUCUAUCCAAAGUACUGUUGAUGUGACAUCCCCCAUCCAAUUUGGUCGUCUCUGUUUCAAAGUCGAGCUUGAUUCUUCCACCAGUCUUAAUGCGCUCUCUUCCUUAUAUGAACAGUUUUAUGAUCAAUUCAGGACUGUUAUGUAGCAUCUCCAUUCUCCACUGGUCUCAACAAGUCCUCUUAUCUUCAGCUGAAACUCUUGGCUUGCCUCGUGAAUAUAUCUCAGAGGUUAAGAUCACUUGACACGGGUCAAUGGAAGAAACAAAGACAUUCAUUUUAUACUCAACCCUCAACCCAUCCUCCCUCUCCCAGACAUGGUAGAACAGUAGAAACCCCUUCGCACACACCGAUCACAACCUUCUCCCGCCUCUCCCGUUCCUCCUAUGCCACAAGCUCACAGUGCCUGCCCGCCCACUGCCUCUCCCUCUGUGUUUGAGUGUGUGAGAGCACACGUACGUGUACGCAAGUAGACGUGUGCUUGUGUGAUGUUGUAUGCACGUACUGUAGGAAAGGGGUGUAAGGGUGUUAGAGAGGACUAGCUGCCCUGCUCUGCCAUACACACCCCUAAGUGUGUAUGGCUCUGUGCGUGUUUUAUACGUCUUUGAUUUGUACAUGCCUGCACACAGAGUGCACAACUGCCACCCUUUCUUUCUUCUAAGCUGUUUUCCAAGUUAUCGCUUACUGCAUAGCAGACUCACAAAUACAGUAGGUCUCCUUUAUUGCCAUAUAUUAACGACUCACAGUAGAUCACUUCAACAAAGUUUUUUUUGUUCCAUUUUUUUGUUCUACUUAUUUAUAGGGGCUGUACUUUACAUUUUAAUGUCUUAUUUGAUUUUUGUUUUACAUUAUUAUUAUUAUUAUUAUUAUUAUUGUUGUUAUCGUGUGGGACUAUAAGGGGUCAUGUAAAAAAAAAAAAAAAAUUUAGACUGAUAGACUGCCGGCAGUAUUGGGUUAUACGUACGAGAUGUAGUUGUCAUACAUGUAUAUUAGUGAAAUUUGAAUAUGUUUUGACAGUGUCAUUUAUAUGGUUUGAACUCAAUUGAGAGAUGAUGUCAUCGAUAGCAUUAUGGUGCAUUCACCUUUCGUGAUGUGUCUGUGCAGUUUUCUUUUCUUCUUUUUAACUUGUAUGUAUUUUCCAUGAAGAUAGAUCACCUCAGCAAGCAUAAUUGAAAUCAGGUUGACUCAUUCUAUUUUGUACAUUUUCUGUGAAUCACUGAACCCAGCACAGGACAGAAGUUGUGGUGGGGUUCGAGAACCAAUAGCAUCUGAAUGUCUAGAACUGCAGUCCUUUGGCAUCACCUCUGAAUCUGGCAUUUUAUUUCUGAAAUGUUCCAGCUUUAUUUGAGAUUAAUAAACUGAGGUACUGAUAGGAUCGCUAUAUAUGGGCUUAGAUCUAGCAAGAGAGUGUGACUGGCAUUUCCUGUUUAUUGGACCGGGAGGUUUCCUGUCUCUACAACCUAACCAACAUGUGGCCCUGCACAAGGCUAGGGAUCAGAAAACUGGAGUGAACUAUAAACUGUGAUGCACUUGCUGACAUCUAAAACGUUUGUGAAGCUCUUAGUACUACGUACACAGACUAUUCAGAAGAUGUUUAUUUCCGCAGUUAUUAUUAGCUAAAUAUAGGUUUAGUUCCUUAAAACAAAAUCUUAUCGAAUUACAUUUUUAUACGUAACAAUAACACAAACAGGUGUGUAAAGCACACGCACUACUGACAAACAACCUCUAAAAAGGGCGGAAGGCAAUUAAACUGUCACAAUUUACCUUAAAAGUUGAAUUGCAUGCUGUUAAAAAUGUUCUAUCCUAUUCUGACUUUACAGUAAGCUUACUCUUUAAAGACAUCACAUUAUCAACAAAGAAAGUGAUUAUUGUCAACUUUUCAAAUUGUGCACAUUUGGAGCACAAUACAUUGGACUUAAUAUAUGGCUGUCUGAUCCUUGCGCCAUACCCUGGCUCUAGAGUGGGUCCUGAAUGCCUACUGUUCAGCUGCCCCUCCUACAGCAAAGCUGGUGGUGAUUAGAUCACCUCUGGAGGGCAGUGAAGUUAGCACACUGUUCAGAAGCCCUGCGUCCUGGCUGGUUCCAAACUACGCUCCCUCAAGUGCCACACUUCCAGUCUGGUCAAUCACAGCAGUCCCUAUCAGCUGGUCAUACUGUUCAACUGAACUUCGAAUAAAAGCACAAGUACUGCAACAAGUUUAAAAUAAUUGUCUUUCCAUUUAAUGGCUGCAAGUAAAGCUUAAAUUGAUCAUACCCAAAAACAUUACCUUUCAAAAAAGGAGUUGACGUUUUAGCACUAUUAAAGAGACAUCUUAGCACUUACCGUCUGCGAGUCUUUUCCUCCAGACUAUCUUAAGUUCAUAGGAGUGCCUUUGCCUUAAAGUGACCGAAGUGUUGAUAUUGUUUUAAGGAUUGCUCAUAAAUGAAUGCAGUAAGCUGGCCCAGUCUCUUAGUCUGAAGUCUUGCUUCCCAUCCCAUCGUCAUUCUCAUGAGACUUUUCAUCACUGAUCUCCAAGUCUUGUGCAGGCACCACAUGGAAACAAGCAAUAAUUUUGAUUUGUCUCCCACAUGCUGUGUCCUCAACACAGCUGUUGACGUCUGUAGCAAAGUUGUUUUGUCUGGAAACGCUCCACUGCUGUUGAACAAAAGGGGUCCAGUUCUGUGACUGGCUGGCUCCUCCAGAGGUGAUGCCAAUACAGACUUGUAGGCCACAGAUCUGUAGGAGGUACACAAUCAAAAGUCCAUAUGCAGAUAGUCGGUAUGGCUCUCAUUAACAAUGAUGCCGCCUUGAGUGUCUGGUAGAGGCACUAGUGAAAGGGAUUUCAUCAACAGUAAGUGAGUCUCCCAGAGGGAUUUCAUCAACAGUAUGUGUGUCUCCCAGAGGGAUUUCAUCAACAGUAAGUGAGUCUCCCAGAGGGAUUUCAUCAACAGUAUGUGAGUCUCCCAGAGGGAUUUCAUCAACAGUAUGUGAGUCUCCCAGAGGGAUUUCAUCAACAGUAUGUGAGUCUCCCAGAGGGAUUUCAGUUUGAUAUUAUUACUAACAUGUCAAGUUGUGCUAUCAUGAUGUCAACUGUUCCCAGCUAUACCCUGUUAGUACAGGCCACAAUAGCGAUAGCUGACAGGCAGUGCUUUUUGACUUGGAGUUACAUUUCUGUGGAUUUGUUUUUAUUUUUCUAUUUCUCAUUUGAUGCUAAUGCAAGAUUUGAACACGAGUUCUCUCACUUUUUCUCCCCAAAUCAUGUUCUGCUGGCAGCCAUUUUGGAACAUUGCAUGUAGUUUUGCCCUUUGGCCCAGAGGGAAAGGUUUUUGAUCAUUAACUUGUAUUUGAUUUUAUCCCUAUUAAUUCAUAGAUCAAUGUGUUUUGGAUGAUUUUUUAAAUCGUAAUCUUCUAAAGGGGGGUUGUGCACUCUGAGCUAAUGGAAGUCAUUCUGUGGUGGAAUUAGUUUAGAACUUUUCCCUAUUUUCAAACCGUCUGAACGUCAUUGCUUCUUGUUAACGUGUACCACACCUCUUUUUCCUCAUGCUAUAGGUUAGGUUCACAUGACAUUGCUUUGUCAGACUCUCCUUCUUGAACAAGAGAUUGCACCCUUAGUAUUCAAGGACACGAUUCUCCUUGAGGCCACAGUCAUGGAAAUCAUGCUGACUAGAACGGCACAGAACAUAGACAAGGACAGAUAUCACACACCAAUACAUGAACAAUACAAUUGAAAGAGGACCAAAUCAGGCUUGAUUACCUUUCCGAGUUAUUGUCUAGCACAUGUUCAUAUAGACAUCAUAAAGAACAGUUAAUACAGUGUUUAUGUUGUAGGCACUGGGUGUCCAAGAACUAGAGGUCGGUCCUCUUUUCUCUGCUCCUAUUCAUGUGUAUACUUCUGUUAUUGACAGGGAAAGGUUUUCUUAAAGUGUUGGUUAGAUUUGUAGACACAGAGUUGUCUGUAGCUUUCUGAAUGAACGGGUAAGAUUCUGAGUAUCAUGAAGAAUUGGGGGACUGGAUUUGACAGUGGAACCCUGGAGGAAGCACCCAAAGCAACACUGGUUUAUACAAAGGGCAUUUUGCAUGUGUUUGUUCAGUUUCUUUGUGCUACAGUUCCCUUCUGUGUUUUCAUGUUCUUUUUCUGUUGUUAAGAAAAACAUUGGUUGUUACAUUGUUGCAGAAACCAUAUGAUUAUUUUGGAUGAAUUUCAGGAAUUUGCCCUUUGCAAAUAUUUUUCUAUAGAACUAAAGUAGAUUGCUAUCAAUAUUAUAUACACUGUCAUAUAAAGUUGUACAGAUAUAUAUAUCCUUAUAGCAACUUGUUAAGAAUUACUAUGGGUUUGUUUUUUGUUAUUACUGUCAAAGUAUUGGUAGUUCUCUCUCUAUAGGGUUGAUGUGUCCAUAGCUUAGUUUUUUUCCCCAUAUCAGGACUACGAAAACCUCACACUGUAAGAUCGACUUCAAGGAUCGUUGCAUACGUAUUAGCAUUAGCCAGCGCUAAUCUCAUGGUGUUUGUGUAUCAUGGAUUCACAUUUCUCUUAUGACCCUCCAAUUAUUUCAUAACCUUAUGUCAUUUGUGAGACAAACGUUAACCCAGUAAACAUGAAGACCAAUGCCUUGAUUCUCAUUGAAGCAUAUACAUAACAGAACCAUAUGUCAUUGCACAUCACUAGCCCCAAUCUAUACUUGCUUUUAUUUAUAGUAUAUAAACACCUUAGGCUUUGUUAGAUUAUCCUUAUUCAAUGUCAACAGACACUGGUAGUGACAAAAGGUUUUUGACGAUGUUUGCUAAAAGUGUGAUGAAAUCUGGAAUGAUUUGCUUUUGAUUUGCCUUCCCGUUUUAAGAUGAGAUUUGAUUUGAACAUUAAUGCAUUUUUUUUUUUGCUCAUCUUUUUGCUUGUGUUAAGUCUCAGAAGUCAGCCAGGGACAGUAGUCUUGUGAUUGUGAGAAGAGUCAGAAGUCGACAUGUUAAUAGAGUUGUGAUGCCAGUGACAUUGGAAAUGGAGACUAAAAUAAUGGUCAACAAUGGCGGCAUAAAUAAUGUCAUAUUCAAUCUGAAUUUGGAUUAUCUAAGUGUGGUCACACAUUACUUUAUGCAUUACUGAUUGCCUGCUGAUUGACAUUUUGCAUCCAACACUCAGUAGUUGGCAUAUAAGUUACGAUGGAAAACUAUACAAUAAAUGUUGACAUCGAUUAACGGUUGGUUGUGUUACAGUAGUUUUGGGCCUUUGUCGGCCAACUCCAAAUGGACAACUAAUUUUGCUCCCUUUAAAGCCACAUCCAAUAUUGUGUUUUUUGACAGCUGUGUUUUUAGAGCUUUAGUGAAGGAAGCAUGAUAGAACUACAUCACCCACAGUCCUUUGCUGCUACCUUGUUUGCUUUCUAUUCAUAUGAGAGGAUGUUGUGGUGGCGGACGUAUAAGCCGAGUGUCUAUGGAGUCCCCUCCCUCAGUUCAGCUCUAUGUCUCCAUACUCACAUUGACAUGCUCCCAAGGCCUCAACUGACUGUAUGAAUUUGUAACUGGACAAAUCCCUGCUGAAGUCAUCAAAUUUGUUUGUGUCCAGUUCACCUUUGUUUAGCCAUGUGCUAUAUCUAAGUCUAAGAUCGUUGUUUUCAUGUUGUCGUAUAAUCCAAUUCUCAUUCACUAUAGCCUUGUUCACAUUGGAAGUAGACUCAAAUCACAUUUAUUUUGCAUAUCCGAUUCGAAUGUGGUCUUUUUCCUGCAGUCUCAACAGCCAAAAAGUACAUGGAAUCAAAUAAUUCAAUCCGCAUUUCAAACCACCUUUGAAGUCUGAUACAAAUAUGAUUCCUGGCCAUGCAACUUGUGUCUGAACAUUCAAAUCUGAUUUAUUCGCCCUCAAAUGGUUUUUAAGACUGUCAUUUGGCAUAUCAUGUUGCUUGCUAGCUACUCUGUUUCCAGUUUGACAAGAACAUGUGGUAGCAAAAUAGCUUGUUCAUUGUUAGUGAAUGUGCUAAAAAGCUAAACAGCUACGUAGCUAAGUGACUAAAAGUUGGAUCAUCUUAUCCUUUUGAGGCUUUAUAAGUGUUCUUACACAAUGAUUUUGAACAUUCAAAGCAACUUGAAGGUUGUCACCUUAGCCUGCUACAUUACUUCUGAGUGAUCGGCAGCAGGAGCACCGCCACCAAUCAGCCUACACCACAGUGCACGCCCGUCAUUACUAGCGUAGCCAUGUCAGCAAAUGACUGCUGUCUGAAUACACAUUUCCAAUUUGGUCACUUGUAGUAACUUGCUGUUUGGACAGUCAGUAUUCCAAAAUGGAUUUGAAAAACAAAACUGAUUUGAGUUUUAAGGCCUGCAGUCUGAACAAGGCUUAAUUGUGUUAAGAACAAAGCUAGCUAUACUCGCCAAUGGUUUUUUGCUCCUCCCCUUUACUACUACCCUACCAGGUUUAUAAGCAACCUUCCUUAAAGGUCUAUUUUUCAGCUGAUCAUUUUGAAACUAGGACACUACUUUUAUCAAGCAUGGAAAGAAGUCUGAGUGUAUGAGUUAGGUGUUGGAUGUUGUCAAUUUGGCCGACUCUCAACCUUCAAAGUGCCAGAGGUCUCCAACUUUCUGAUGUUUGGUCAGGCAGCCAUCUCACUAUCAGUUUAUCUACUGUAAUGUCAAGUUGUUGUGUCAGUAGACUUUCAAUUCCGUGUAUAUACUCUCUGAUUACACAUAGGUCACAUUGUUGGUCAAAUGUUGUUCAGGUACAGAACUUGAGAAUGCCUGUUUCAAUAGACACUGUAGAUUUUCUGAGAUAAUUGAGACUAACAUGUUUUAGUCUUUUUGCUUUGUAAAUGGGUGAAAGAAGAUCAAGAUUUUAUACCAAAUAUUGUUUCAUUCUUUUUCCACUGCUAAGGAGACCUUUUAGUACCUUGAAUGAAAGGUUUAUUGCUUAGAUCUUGUUUUGGCAAAUGCGAGUGUCAUUGGAGAUGUACAGAUAUCGCUUCCAUAGAAAUUGAUUUGUGCAAUUUAAUUUCUUAUGAAGGUUAUGUGAUUUGUUUUUUUAAACCAAACUUCACAUUGAAGUUAGUUACCAUAAUCUUGCAAAAUAAAAAAAUCCCUUCAACCAAAAAAGUGUAAUUCUCAACGAAGAGUUGGUACUUCUGAAGAGUUUCAGCCCAAUUCACUUUUCCUCCAACACUUCACUUAUGAAUUAUAGCUUGACAUGGGGCAAAACAUUUUGGCAUUCAUAUGACAUGGCGUGUGUGUGGAGUGUUGAGCAGCUCCUAUGCAGUUAUGGGAGGCAGUUUCCUUAUUCCUUUUAGUUUGCGUGCUCUCUUUUUUUACUGACUGCUUUUGAAGUGAGGAACCCUCCCACCAUCUCAGCUGGUCUAAUUUUGUCUCUCAAAGCUCAGGUGGAAACUACUUUUAGCAGAGUCCUUGUGUCACUGUCACUGGCAAAAACAGUUCUCCCCCUUCAUCUUCAGUCCAGAGAGAGGUGUAGUUAGUUGCUGUCGGCUGAUUUAUUUUUCUACGAAGCAAUUCUAGGCCUCAUGAUCGGCAAUGAAAGGUUGACUCCACCUUCACAGGAAAAAAAUAAUCUUUUUCCAGUUUUUGUUCUUUUUUAUUUGGUCAUUUAAGUCAUGUAGUCUGUUCCCAGCACUGUAAGACAGUCCCUAUACAAUAUGGAGAAGCAAUAUCACUGUAUGAAACUCACAAUGUAUUAUUGUUAUUAUUAUUGUUAUUAUUAUUAUUAUUCACUAGCACCCUAGGUGUGAUAAUUGAAGUAAAUAUCUUUUAUACAAACACAAA
Oncorhynchus tshawytscha (Chinook salmon) is the source of this 14194-nucleotide messenger RNA. RefSeq names its product homeobox protein cut-like 1. Lineage: Eukaryota; Metazoa; Chordata; Actinopteri; Salmoniformes; Salmonidae. Gene Ontology annotation, biological process: regulation of DNA-templated transcription. Gene Ontology annotation, molecular function: DNA-binding transcription factor activity, RNA polymerase II-specific; DNA binding. The transcript has 24 exons. The coding region runs from base 43 to 4713 and encodes 1556 amino acids. The record is from RefSeq and is a predicted model, not a curated record.